Molecule: messenger RNA, 7469 nt
Organism: Cheilinus undulatus (humphead wrasse)
Lineage: Eukaryota; Metazoa; Chordata; Actinopteri; Labriformes; Labridae
Gene: slmapa
Product: sarcolemma associated protein a
Exons: 27
Coding region: 1480-4173 (897 amino acids)
Biological process (GO): protein localization to plasma membrane; regulation of voltage-gated sodium channel activity; regulation of membrane depolarization during cardiac muscle cell action potential
Molecular function (GO): protein binding
Source: RefSeq, a predicted model, not a curated record
UAGUUACAGUAUGGCGGACGGGACUUGCGGAGGAGGACAACUUCUUCUGGAUUCCUUCCACAAAACUGUGGGGAGGCGACGGCUAUAACUCUUAACCGUCACGGCAAGCACGACCUGGACUGAUAAAGACGACGACCGCUGAAGUCGCGGCUCUAACGGAGAGUUUUCCCGGGAGAUAAUCGGGCUGGUGUGAUGCGUGAGGAGCCGCAGUCAAGAAACUCCCCUGAUUUUUCCGCGUCUGUUUCUGCUCUGACUGUCAGUUAGCCGGCUAGCUGCGCAUGCUAACGCUCGCUUGCAGUGCUCUGUUGUAGCGAAAAGACGCGCUUAGCUUACCCCUUUUAUUUGCUUCGGGAGACAGGGAUGGCAUUUCGCCUUCAUUUGGUAAGCGAACUGGUUAAGUGGAAUGGGGAAGAAACAUUUCCAGACCCGGAUGAUAAGUUUGUCAACACUCAUUAGCCUAGCCUAGCCUAGCCUGCUGGUACAACGCCAGAAAACGUUGGCCGAGAGUUAGCGCUUAGCCCGUGCAACUAGCGAGCUAGCCAAUUAGCAUUUUAGUUGCACAAGACGACCUGCUAAUCCCUUGUUCAUCCCGGUGGAGUGUUUUGGAGGCAAUUCAGAUCAGCAGAGAGACUUUCCAACAUUUAAUUUCCGUUAAUGUCGAAUCACUCAGGAGUGUUUCUGGUGUACAGUCUUGCUAGGUGUCGUUAGCGGUCUUAUAGGUGUGCUCUGGAGGGAGUGGUAACGGUAAGCAGCUAGCCGAGGUUCCCUGUAUCAGGGCAACAAUGUCAGUCAGGCUAUGACAUUAUGUAAAUGACGAAUAUCUUUCAGAUGAGGCAUUACUGAACGCCAAACCAAUCGGGGUGUUGGGCAUUGGGGUGUGGGCUGCAGGACAAGACCUGACACAACUAGAAAAGGCGCAAUAAUUUGAUUAACAGCUCCCUAUUGAUAUCAAAUGGUUUCCUAGAUUGUCAACUAAUUCGAUAAGUAAGACCAAUUAUUGGCUUGAGCUCUGGCUAUCUUUGGAGACUAAAUAUCUGCCUUGCCUGCUUCAGUGCUGAAGCAGUUUGAUGGACGUGGGAGGCUGUUUGCCAGACUGUCAGUGCUAUACUCAGUCAUGUAUGUCUUGACACAUGGCUCCCUGGUCUGUACAUAGUGCCUGCUGUCAGAUUUAAGUGUCGUUAUGUAGCUCUGGUGGACUGUCAGUGAAGGGAAUGUCUUGUCUUUUUUAUACCUGUUGGUUUGUUUUUUUAUUUUCAAACACAGGAGAGUCUCUUUGAAUCAAAGUGGGGAAGUGGUGCAGCCAGUGGACAAUGUUCAUCAGUUAGUGCCUAGAAGCUUUGAGGACUAACAUUUCGGCCCAUACGUUGGCCGGUUAUAUCUUAGAUUAUUCAUUGGGGAUAGCAACAGAAGACUGCCACUCUGGAUCAAGAAAACCUGUCCCUCGUGUCUGGUUGGAGUAAUACUCUAAAGCCAAAAUCAAUGCCUUCAGCGCUGGCCGUGUUCGCCUGCCGACCAAACUCGCACCCGUUCCAGGAGCGGCAUGUAUACCUGGAUGAGCCGGUCAAGAUCGGCAGGUCGGUGGCGCGGUGUCGCCCGGCACAGAACAACGCCACCUUCGACUGCAAGGUGCUGUCGAGGAAUCAUGCCUUGGUCUGGUUCGACCAUAAGACCGGCAAGUUUUACCUGCAGGACACUAAGAGCAGCAAUGGGACGUUCAUCAACAGCCAGAGGUUGAGUCGUGGCUCGGAGGAGAGUCCGCCCUGUGAGGUUCUCUCCGGCGACAUCAUUCAGUUUGGAGUCGACGUCACGGAGAACACGCGUAAAGUCACUCAUGGCUGCAUCGUGUCAACAAUCAAACUCUUCCUACCCGAUGGGAUGGAGGCACGGCGACGGAGCGAUGUCAUCCAGACUCCGUUACCACUACCUGUAGACAAGGUUGCAGCCAACACUCCCAGUAUGUAUUCUCAGGAACUGUUCCAGCUCUCCCAGUAUCUACAGGAGGCCUUACACAGAGAGCAGAUGUUGGAGCAGAAGUUAGCCACCCUGCAGCGUCUGUUAGCCACCACACAGGAGGCGUCAGAGAGCAGCUGGCAGGCUUUGAUUGAUGAAGACCGUCUGCUCUCCAGACUGGAAGUGAUGGGCAGUCAGCUACAGGCUUACUCUAAGUCUCAGACAGAGGAAGGAAUCCGUAAAGAGCUUUUGGCCCUCCAGGAAGACAAACACAACUAUGAGACGACGGCGAAGGAGUCUCUGAGGAGAGUCCUGCAGGAGAAGAUCGAGGUGGUCAGGAAGCUGUCGGAGGUCGAGCGCUCUCUCAGUAACACAGAAGAUGAGUGCACACACUUGAAGGAGAUGUCAGAGAGAGGCCAGGAGGAGCUGAGGGAGCUCGCCAACAAGUACAACGCCGCCGUCAACGAGAUCAAAGAGCUCACUGACAAAAUAAAGUUAGCAGAGAGCCGGCAGGAGGAGCUGACCCAGCGGGGGGCGACGGAGAAGAAGGAGUUGGAGCUGCGGAUCGAGGAGAUGGAGGAGAAGGAGCAGGUUCUCCAGGCUCGCAUCGAAGCUCUGCAGGCCGACAACGACUUCACCAACGAGAGGCUGGCCGCCCUGCAGGUGCGGUUAGAACAGCUACAAGAGAAAAGCAUAAAAGAGAACAACAGCCUGGAUGUGGACAUUUUCCCCGACGGAGAGCUAGAGGAGCCUGUCGAGGACAAACAGAGCCCGCAGUCACCUGAGAGCCAGGAGGAAGACGAGGAUGAGGAGGACACAGACACCGAUGAUGGUGCAGUUGGUCCAGAUGACGAAGUCAAUGACAACUGUCAUGUAAACAACAGCGGGGGAGACUCAACUAGAAUCCAACAGUUGAUUGAAUGUCCGCCGGUCAAACAGCUGAAGGAGACCGUCAGUUCCUCAAUCCAUAAACUGGCCAACUUUGAUGAAGUGAUGGACGCCCACCUCCAGAACAACCAGACGGCAGAAGACGACGACAUCCUGGCCAGUCCUGAUCGCCUCAAAGGGAAUCGGAUGGAUGCCAAAGAGUCAGACAUGUCGGACACGCUGAGUCCCAGCAAAGACCGCAGCAGUGACGACACGUCAGACGGAAACAUGGACGAUCAGGAGCUGAAUGAACCCCAGAACAGAGUCGCUCUACUCAAAGCUGAGUUACAUCGGGCCGGUCUGGAGCCUGGAGACACGGAGCAGGUCAUCCAUCAUCUCCACAGAGAGCUGCUAGAGGCUCAGGACUUAGCCAACACGGGCAAGCAGAGAUGUCUGGAGCUACAAGCUCUGCUGGAGGAGGAGAGGAGGAGUAACACCCAGCAGACGGAGGAGUCAACCAAACAGAUCCAGUACCUGCAGACUCAACUGGGAAAGUUGCAGGCCGACAUGGAGGCACUGAGGGAGCAGAGGGAGAGCACCAUCUGCACCACGAGAGAGGAGCUCUACUCCGCCCAGGAGGAGAUUGUUGUCCUUCGGCAUGCCAUGGAGGCCGCCACAGCAGAGCGGGAGAGAGAGAUCGCUGUCCUGCAGGCCGACCUGGGCAGCGUUCGGUCCGAGCUAGAGCACUGGAGGACCACAGCCGCUAAGUACGAGGAGGAGAUCAGCCGUCUGCAGGAGGCUUUCACACAGCAGCAACAGCAGCAGAGCACAGCCAGCCAGCUGCAGACGGAGUGUAUCACGUUGCAGCAGCGGUGCACGUCUUUGCAGCAGGACUGUGACAACCUGAGAGCCGAACGCAAAACUCUCACAGAAAAACUGCACCGCCUGGAGACUGAGCUCAGCAGCACCAGGGAGCAGAGUCAGGUCCUCAGCAGCAGUCUGGAGUCUCUAGAGAAGAGAGAGGAGGUUCUGCAGGACAAGCUGGGUUCUCUGGAGAACCAGCACCUGCAGGACGCGAGCCGGCUGAAGAGCCAGCUGGACCAGGCCCAGGCCCACACACAAACACUGCAGAAAGAGUAUGAAGACACACAGUCCCAGCUGUUGGACCUCCGUCAGCGCUACGAGAGAACAGAGAAGGAGAAACUGAACAUCCACCAGGAGCUGGAGCAGUGCAGGAGCAACCUGAAGCUGCUGCAGGACAAGACCAGCUCUCCAUCCAUAUUGCAGCCUGUCCAAGCCAUAUUCAUUGGCCUUGUCCUGGCUCUGCUCUACUGGUGUUUCGGCCAGUUGUGGUAGAAAGUCUGACUCGUCCAUCUUCCGCUCAUUCUCAGAGCGGCUGGACUCCCUGGAUGCCGGUCAUCGCAGUGAUGGUCGCCGUGACGGCAGCCGUCCUCUACCCGAACCUCUCCAAGAGCAGCUCCACCUAGGACACACAAACACCCACUCCCACACCCACAGAGCUGUGAGGAGAGCGUCACUGCUUUACUUGUAUAAAGUCUAAUUGUACAUAAUUGUAGAGGGAAUAUAAAGGUUGUGGUUUCUACAGAGGAUCAGAUACUUCUCGGAUUAUUUUGUUUUUGUGUGUUUUUUUCUCACAGAGGGGCGUUUUGUUGUCGUUUUUAUUCUUGGCUCUCUCUCAGCUGUGGUGGGGGCUUUUUUUUUGUUUGUUUGUUUUCGUCUCUCUGCUGAAUUCUGGGUAAUGAAGCAGCAGACCAAGCUUCCACACGAAAGGAAAAACCUGCCAGAGGUGACGUUAGCAUUCGUCCUGAUCAUAAAAAGAACGGGAUGUAAGCGAAUGCAACACUUUCCAGCAGAUUCAGUGAGAACACGACCGGGAUCCAGAUUCAUCAGUGUCAGAAUCUCAGAUCUGCACACCUCUAUGUUUGAUAUCAGCUGGUUACCUGUAGCUCUGUCAGGACUGGUUCAGACUGGUUUAACUGGGAUUCAUAAAUCUAUUUUAACCCCUCUUGUACUGAACCAAACAAAGACACAAUACUGUCCUGUGUUCAAACCAUAUUCAGGCUGGAAUCAUCCUUCUUUAAUCUUAGUGUCUGACAUUUAUGGAAGCCCUAAGAGGACAUACAUCCAGGCUUUGUAUUUUAAUCUGUUUUCCAGUGAUAGCAGGUGCAUUUAAUGGCCUUUCAUGCGGUUUCUGGGAAUAAAAGGGUUAAAUUUUCAGUGAUACUCAGGUGAUUUCAGUUGUUUUCUUCAUCUUUGGAUAUGACUCACCUUAAAAAAAAAACAAAAAAUCUAUGUUCUUAUCUCAAUAUUUACAUAAGUGGAGGACUUGGUAAAAUCACACAUGGAAGCCAAAUGUAUGGAACGUUCAUGAAGAUAUUUCACGCUCGACAUCUUUUAGUCUUAAAAGUUGACCUUUUUCCAAAAACAUUGGAACGUUCCCUACAGGAAUUUUAGAUCUCUAAAUGGAAGAAUCUCCCAGACAGACUGUUUUGUAAUAUGCACCGUACAGCAAAGAAGAGAUAGUAAUGAUGGAUGUAAGAUUUUUGCUGAUAUUUAAUGUGCCGAUAUUUAACCCUUACUGUCAUAGAUACCAAUAUAUAAACGUACUUCAGAGGUAAAACUUUCUUUAAAAAGUCCUUAAAACACUCAAUUUAAAGUUUAAAGGGACAUUUCAGUAUUUUUAAAGUUGGGUUGUUUAAGGCGGUGGUUCUCAACUGGUGGGUCGGGACCCAAAAGUGGGUCGCGGAGCUGUUUUCAGCAUGUCGUGAAUGUGUGUCUGGAAAAACAGAAGUAAAAAGUCUGAAAAGUCCUAGGUGGAGAUGCAUCUGUACGUUAUCAUUUACUGUAGGUACAGUUGUAUAUUUUCUAAAUAUUUCAGCUCAUUUACCUCAUAUUUGUGCAAAAACAAAACCACUUUUCCUGCUCUAGUGAGAUAUUUUCACCAGAUUUCUGAAAUGGGCAAAAGUUAACAGUAAUUGUGGGGAAACAGGGAGUGAAAUGUGCCAGUUCAGUCUCUCUUUUGGGUCAUGUAUUUUGUUCAGCUGCAGCAUUAUUCAUCGAAAUAAACAUGCGUUAGUGAAUAUUCUUGGAAAUUUGGGUCGCCAUUUGUCAAUAAAGGGGACAUAUUUUACCCUUUAAGACAAGUUUAUAUCGGUCUCAGAGGUCCCCAAACAUGCCUGUGAAGUUUGUUUUCUUUAAAAACACUCCAGUAUUGGAUUUCUGCAUGUCUAAAAACUCCUCUGUUUCAGCCCUGCUCAGAACCAGCUGUUUCUGUGUUUGUGGCUUUAAAUGUUAAUUAGGUAGACCACAAACUAAGGGCUGACUUAGUUUACAUCACAUUUUAUGGGAUGGUGCAUACUCCAGAGAGCCAAAUGUUUGUGGAAAAAAAAAACAGUUUUUCCUCAUGGUAUCCAGAGGUACAGACAUUUCUGACAACCUGAGGUUUUACCUAAUAUUAAAGCGCCACAGUUUGGAGCCUACCCCCCUAAAAUAUUUAAUAAUGCUGAAUAAUUUUAUGCUUGUAUGGUGCAUAUUCUCUAACAAAUCUGUUUGAUAAAUUUCCACAAACUUGUUCAAAUAAUGUUAAUCUGGGAUAGGACAUGUUCAGGUUUUGCACUUGUUAUUGAAAUUUAAACUGGUCCAAAGUGAGAAAAUAUUUUUAACAGUGAUUUAAAGACAUGGCCGGUUGGUUUAGACGACAUAUAAGAUGAGUUUUAGAUAAAAUGAUCGUCUUUAUAGCAUUUAUUCUGAGGAUUUUAGGGGUUUAUUUGGGGCUGUUGCUUAUUUUCCCCCUGUAUUUGUUAUUUUGGACCUGUUUCCAUGACAACAGUGCUGACAGCUGUAAAUCUAUUCUAAACCACAACAAUUUCAUCAGGUAAUCAUACAUUUUUUGCGUCUUUUUGGAGCACUUAUUCAGCCCUAACCAUGCCUCAGUUCUCCUGGAUCAGUGUCGUGUUUCUCUCUCGUCCUGGGUCUGAAGGAAAGUCCUCCAACCGAGGCGGUUUCAGGAAGUCCUGCUCUCUUCUGUUCUGUUUCAGUCGGCCAUGUUGGCGUUUUCUCCCUUCUGUUUUUUCUUUCAGGGGAGUUUUUGGGGGUCGGGGUUAAAAACUUGAAGCCAAAUUAUUAAAAUAAAUCAGAUUUAUUUUCUUUUUGUUUUUAACUGUGGGGCACAGAAAAAGGGGGUCAAAGUGCCUCUGAUGUAACUAACACCACCGUUUGUGUUUGUGUGGGGGCAGACACGCACAACCACGCACACACUCUCUGUUUAACACACUAACACACACUUUCAGAGUGUUAAAGGUGUGUGUUUGCGUGGAGCAGCAGUGAAGUGUGUGUGGGUUCACACUCUGGACUCUUGAGCAGCGUUUGUCAUCGUUCGUGUACUCUGUCUCGUCUCUGUGUUUAAACUAAAAACAUAAAUACGAACAAAUAUUCCUGAUGUUUAAAGAGAAAAACACUACAGUACAGAGAGAGAAUUGUAAAAUAAAAUGUUAUUGAAUGACGUGCUACUAGACUUAUUUUGUUAAAAUUGUUUAGAGAGGGAGCUAUGUAGAAGAGACAGUAUGAUGAUGAUGAUAAUGAUGUAUUGAAUAUGCAGAGAAAUGUUUGGAUUAAAGUUGUAGCAAGCUGAC